This is a messenger RNA of Opisthorchis viverrini, 705 nucleotides long. RefSeq lists its product as hypothetical. The record is from RefSeq and is a predicted model, not a curated record. The transcript has 4 exons. The coding region runs from base 1 to 705 and encodes 234 amino acids. NCBI's taxonomy places the organism in Eukaryota, Metazoa, Platyhelminthes, Trematoda, Opisthorchiida, Opisthorchiidae.
AUGCCACCAAUCCCAUCUUCCUCUAAGCGCUUGCUAGACCCUAAUUCCCCAUCAUCCGUCUCCCCAUUGCUUCCAAAGAAGCGCCUUGCAGGCAAAAGGCAUAGCACUAAACCUCAUCAUCCUCAAAGGCGAGUCGAUAGAUUGUCCCAGCUAAAUUCUGCCUGCUCAGUUGUACUAACUGACAUUUCCCUUCCUGCCGUACCCGGUAGCUGCCUUUCAUCCUCUUCACCAAAUGAAUCUCAGCUCCACACCGACCUGGCAAGUCUCAGUGCUCGUGUGCAUAAGAUGGAGAAUGAACUGUUAUCCUAUCGUAUCAUGCAACCAAUUGCCUGCCUUCUAACUCCUGAUGCAAUAUGCGAUCCAUCAGAUCUUGCAAAAGCGUCAGUCUUUAUUGACAUGCUCGCCUCGGAAAUUACUCGGCGUAUGGAAAGCCCUUACUUGCUUCCAACAAUCACAGGCCCGCAAAGGCCAGCGAAAUCUAUCGGUGGCACACGUGGUAAAGCAUCUCUAGUGGAUAACGCUAGCAAAUACCAGUUCAAAAUCGGAUCUCCAAAAGUAGGAGCGGGAGAUGUUCUGUCAAAUUUUGAGGAUUACCGUGAGCAAUCAAUGCUGUCUUCAGCUGCCGAUGGAAACGCUCGACUAAACCGUUGGCGCACGGGUGAACAGAAGCGAGUCCCUGUGGCGAAGUUACUGGGUUAUCAGUAA